Messenger RNA from Alligator sinensis (Chinese alligator), 3210 nucleotides. RefSeq names its product TATA element modulatory factor 1 (gene TMF1). The annotation marks the transcript as partial. Gene Ontology annotation, cellular component: endoplasmic reticulum; Golgi apparatus. The transcript has 17 exons. Lineage: Eukaryota; Metazoa; Chordata; Crocodylia; Alligatoridae. The record is from RefSeq and is a predicted model, not a curated record.
AUGGCGGCCGUUGAGGCGCAGCCACAAACAAAUUCCCUUACAAGUGGAGGAUGGGACACUUCUUCCUGGGGAUUAAAUUCUAAUGCAGAACCUCAAACUCAGCCUAUAUCUACGACAGCAAUCACCAAACCUGUUAGGAGGACAGUAGUAGAUGAAUCUGAAAACUUCUUCAGUGCCUUUCUCUCUCCAGUGGAUGUUCAGAGCAUACAGAAAAGUCCAGUGGUGUUUAAACCUCCAACCAAAUCUCAGUGGCCCAAAGAAGAAGUGAACAGCACUUUAAAAGAAUGUAUCCACACCAGUCAGCCAGAUGCAUCAGUAGUAACAGAGCCAGAAACACAAGACUCCUCUGUAAUUACCCUAGUGGACUUGGAAAACCUUGAUAUUCCCCAGGAGAAAUUAGAAGAAAGUUCUUCAAUUAAAAAUGACAGUGAGCAUGAAGAAACAGCAAAUGAAAGUUCAGAUAAAGCAGUCUCUACUCUAGAUCUGAAAGUACCUGAAGCUGCUGUGAAUGUGAAAUCUGGCAUAGGGAAGGAUGGAUCAGAAAGUGCACCAGACAGCCUUGCACAGUCUCUUACACCAGAGGCAAAAGACGUGGGCUUGGAAGCCAAGGAGCAGAAAAAUGAGGACAGACAAAGCAAUACACCUUCACCACCUAUCAGCACUUUUUCCUCAGGCACAUCCACAACUAGCGACAUUGAAGUUUUGGACCAUGAGAGUGUAAUAAGUGAGAGCUCAGUUAGUUCCAGACAAGAGGCAACAGAUUCAAAAUCCAGCCUUCAUCUGAUGCAGACUUCCUUUCAGCUCCUAUCUACGUCAGCUUGCACCGAGUAUAAUCGUUUAGAUGACUUUCAAAAAAUGACAGAGAGUUGCUGUUCCUCUGAUGCAUUUGAAAGAAUAGACUCGUUCAGCGUGCAGUCGUUAGAUAGCCGAAGCGUAAGUGAAAUCAACUCGGAUGAUGAAUUAUCCGGCAGGGCUUGUGCUUCAGCGUCUAUUGCAGUCGGCCCCUCGACACCAAAGACCGAGAUGGUUGACUCCGUGAAAAAUAAAUCUGAAGAAGAAUUGAACGAGACGCUUCUUGUGCAUCCGGAGGAAACUGAAAUGGAGGAGAGCGGGAGAAGUGCAACCCCUGUUAAUUCUGAGCAGCCGGAUAUUUUGGUUGCUGCUGCUCAAACAGAUGAAGAAGAAAUGGUAAAAGUGGAGUGUACAGCGCAGCACCAAGAUGCUGAAACAUUGCCUGAACUGGACUGUGAAAAGGAAGAGCUUCGCAAGAUGGUUGAUUCGCUGACUGAGAAGCUGGGAAAGAGGGAAACCCAGUUAUUGAGUGUUAGUAAAGAGAAGGCAUGCUUAGAAGAAGCUUAUGACAACCUGAAAGAUGAAGUGAUCAGAAUGAAAGAAGAGAGCAGUAGUAUUUCAUCUCUUAAAGAGGAGUUUGCUCAGCGUAUAGCAGAUGCUGAAAAGAAGGUCCAAGUAGCAUGCAAAGAGAGAGAUACAGCAAAAAAGGAAGUAAAGACUGUUAAAGAAGAACUGGCUACUAGAUUAAAUUGUAACGAAACAGCUGAACUACUGAAGGAGAGAGAUGAACAAAUCAAAGGACUUAUGGAGGAAGGAGAAAAGCUUUCAAAACAGCAGCUGCAAAAUUCCAACAUCAUUAAGAAGCUGAGAGCAAAGGAGAAGGAGAGGGAAAACACUAAUGCAAAACAGACUAAAAAGAUUACGGAAUUAGAAGAGGAGUUACAGCUUUUGAAACAGGUGCUUGAUGGCAAGGAGGAAGUUGAGAAGCAGCAUCGAGAGAACAUUAAACACCUCAACAGUGUGGGAGAGCGGCAAGAGAAGGAUCUUAGCAGGCUUCAGGUGGAGGUGGAAGAGCUUGAAGAAAAGAACAGAAGCAUUCAGACAGCACUCGACAAUGCAUACAAAGAGCUUGCAGAGCUUCACAAAGCCAAUGCUACGAAGGACAGUGAGGCACAAGAAGCAGCGUUAAGUUGUGAAAUGAAGGCGAAAGAAGAACUUGGUUUAGCACUAGAGAAGGCCCAAGAGGAGGCCCGGCAACAACAGGAAGCUUUAGCAAUUCAGGUGGCAGACCUGAGGCUGGCAUUGCAACGGGCAGAACAGCAAGCAGCAAGAAAGGAAGACUAUUUACGCCAAGAAAUCAGUGAGCUACAACAGAGACUCCAAGAAGCAGAAAAUAGGAACCAAGAACUAAGUCAAAGUGUUACAUCUGCUACAAGGCCACUUCUCCGGCAGAUAGAAAAUCUGCAAGCAACGCUGGGAGCCCAGACCUCCACAUGGGAAAAGUUAGAGAAGAACCUUUCUGACAGGCUUGGUGAGUCUCAAUCCCUGCUGGCAGCAGCAGCUGAGCGAGAACGUGCUGCUACAGAAGAGCUUCUUUCCAAUAAAGUUCAGAUGUCUGCCACUGAAUCGCAAAACAGCCUGCUGAGGCAAGAGAACAGUCGCCUUCAGGCUCAGCUGGAAGUAGAGAAAGCCAGACUCAAGAAACUGGAAAAUGAAAACAAUAGGUAUGAGGUCGAACUAGAAAACUUUAGAAAUGAGUAUGCGAAAACCCUUGAAGAAGCAAAGAAAGAAAAGACACUGUUAGCUACUCAGUUAGAAAUGGAGAAAAUGAAAGUUGAGCAAGAAAGGAAGAAAGCCGUUUUUGUACAAGAAGCAGCAAAGGAAAAGGAACGCAAAUCAUUUUCAUUGUCGACAAUGGAAACUGUUUCGAGUACUCCAACUCUGUCACGCUCAAGUUCGAUAAGUGGAGUUGACAUGGCAGGGCUUCAGGCUUCCUUCAUCUCUCAGGAUGAUCCUCAUGACCAUUCGUUUGGAUCAGUGUCUGCAAGUGGGAACAAUCUUUAUGAUGCUAUAAGAAUGGGAGCAGGUUCAAGUAUCAUUGAAAACCUGCAAUCACAGUUAAAACUAAGGGAGGGAGAGAUUUCUCACCUACAGCUGGAAAUUGGAAACCUUGAAAAAACUCGGUCGAUAAUGGCUGAGGAACUGGUUAAAUUAACUAAUCAAAAUGAUGAAUUUGAAGAAAAAGUGAAGGAGAUACCAAAAUUGCGGGCACAGCUGAAGGAUUUGGAUCAACGGUACAACACAAUUCUCCAGAUGUAUGGGGAGAAAGCAGAAGAGGCGGAAGAACUUCGACUGGAUCUUGAAGACGUGAAAAAUAUGUACAAGACUCAGAUAGAUGAACUCUUAAAACAAAGACAA